AACUACAAGAGGAACAGAGACAGAGAGGAUUCGUAAGAGAGAGCAACAAAAACACUAAAAAAAGGAAAAAGGGAAAACGAAAAGCCUAGGAGAGAGUAACAUCACUUUGGAUUGCGAAACUUUGAAGCAUUACAUUUCGAGAUCUCAAUUUUGGCAAAAGGGACUGCCUCUGCUUGGUUAUGGCAAAUUCGAAGGGAUCCACAAACAUAAGAAAUCUGAUGUACUCUGGAAAGCAUGCUUUACUACCUCCAAAAAGUCCAUAUCCUAGCGUUUCCUCAACAUAUACUGACUAUGUGCCCAGCAAUGUUAUUGGAUCAAAAGCUGUUCAAAAGCCUAGGGAGGGAAAGGCACGUCACCAACGUACUUCCUCUGAGAGCCUUCUGAUAGAGGAGCAACCUUCUUGGCUUGAUGAUCUCCUUAAUGAACCAGAGACUCCUGUGCGUAAAGGAGGUCAUCGGCGUUCAUCAAGUGAUUCCUUUGCAUACCUUGAUGCAGCUAAUGCUUCUACAACAGAUUAUGCAGCUCAGGAUGAGUAUAGGCACAAAAAUAUGAUGUCUGCACCUGCUUGGGGAUCUCAAGAUUUUGAUUAUUGCAAUCAUAGGGAUGCUCAACUUGCCUCUUUCUACAAUGAUUCAAAAAUGAUGAAGCAGAACAGGGCAUGGGAUACUCAUUCAUUAUUGAAUGCUAGAAUUCAUCCGAGUGGGCUUCCUUCUGCUAGGGAGACUGCCCAUUCAAGUGGGAUUCCUUCUUCUGGAGAUAACACUGUUCACCAUGGUUCAGUUUCUGCCAGCUCUCCACAGGAAGCAGAAGUUCAACCAACUGCUAGAGAAAAACAGGAUUCAGCUGAAUCUGUGCCACGGGAUCCAAAAGCUUCUGGGAAAAAGGAUACUUCUCAUGCCAAGCCUUCUGCAUCAGACACUGAUACAAAACGUGCAAAACAGCAAUUUGCUCAGCGCUCAAGGGUGCGAAAACUUCAGUACAUAGCUGAACUGGAAAGAAAUGUGCAAGCUUUGCAGGCAGAAGGAUCUGAGGUUUCAGCUGAGCUUGAAUUUCUUAACCAGCAGCAUCUUAUUCUUAGCAUGGAGAACAAAGCCCUUAAGCAACGUUUGGAGAGUUUAGCUCAGGAGCAGGCUAUUAAAUACUUGGAACAGGAAGUGUUGGAGAGGGAGAUUGGAAGGUUACGAGCCUUGUACCAGCAGCAACAACAACAAAAUCAGCAGCAGCAACAACAACAACAGCCAUCAACAACCCAUCGGCGCACUAGUAGUACAGAUCUAGAUUCCCAGUUCGCAAAUCUCUCUCUGAAACACAAGGAGGCUAGUUCUGGAUGUGACCCUGUAACUGGUUCACUCCGCAUUUAGAUAGUUAAUUUAGCUGGAACUGUGUUUUGCACUUGCCCACAACAAAUGCUGCCAUGCUGACAAAAGAUAGUUGUUUCAUGCGUUAAAAAAACCAAGCUCAUCCAAUCGCAAUGCCCUUUGUCUAAUCUGUUCAUUUUAUUCUUGCCUUCCCCUCUUUUAUUUUGACAAAUUAAUAUCUUCAUGUGCACCUGGUAGUCAUUGCCAGAAUAUUGUUGUCUCUGGCAUGACUCACCUGAGGUGGUAAAUUUCAGAACAGAUUCUGUAUUUUUGAGUAUAUUCUUGCGUGUUUGAUGGUUAUGAUUUGGAAAAUUCUUAUGUACCAUUUUUCUCCAUUUCAAGUAUCCAUCUUGGUGGAUCUAACCUAAUGCAGAGAUCCCGUAGGCUGUUUCAAG
Rubroshorea leprosula is the source of this 1753-nucleotide messenger RNA. The record is from the annotation of a GenBank genome assembly. Lineage: Eukaryota; Viridiplantae; Streptophyta; Magnoliopsida; Malvales; Dipterocarpaceae.